Molecule: messenger RNA, 3228 nt
Organism: Orbilia oligospora ATCC 24927
Lineage: Eukaryota; Fungi; Ascomycota; Orbiliomycetes; Orbiliales; Orbiliaceae
Exons: 3
Coding region: 1-3228 (1075 amino acids)
Source: RefSeq, a predicted model, not a curated record
AUGACGGAGGAAAUGGAAUCCACUGAUGUUCCCCCGCCGCUGGCUGCGCCUGUAGAGGAGGAAGCUGAGGUUGUUACUACUACCACUCCUACUACGACUACGACUAUGACUACACCUCCUCGACAAUCACAACCACCACUCCUGCUACCACAACCACCCGUUGCUCCAACUCCAACUCCUCAAUCGCCAGCUCUCGAUGCUGCUACGAUUCCUCAAUCCGAUGUACCAUCUACACCAAAAGAUGAUAUUUCUCGAAAACGAAAAUCGUCGGAAAUACCAGAAAUAUCACUACUCCUUCAAUCACCUGAAAAACGACGAAAAUCCGUCACCGAAGAUGUGAAGCCGACUAUUCCAACUCCUGAGCUUCUAGGCAUACAAAUGGGAACUGGGACGGGAAUUGGAAGUGAUGAUAUAGUUAAUGAUUUCCAAUUGGGUGGUCCUCUACCGUCAACGCCGCCAUCAAAUACCUACAUUCCCCCCGCCACGACACCGCCAAUGCCCCACCAUACCUCGAUGCCGCCACCACCUUUCCCACCUACGUCAGAUACACAAAUAUACCCUCCACCUCCACCAUCAAUACAUAACCCUCUACCACCAACGAUGCCAUUGAGCCGGGAGAACCUGCAAUUUAGUGCUACCGACCUUCCGAAGGAUGACGACGGGAUGAUGCGCUGGCUCGCCCAUCGCGUACGUGAUUCUGCAAUUUUGACGAUGGAUGGUAGUGUAUCUGGGCUUUCACCUGAGAAUGCUGGCGAUUCGGAUCCCGAGACUAGAGCGGAGAGGGAACGGGUUCGAGCAGAAAAUAGAGAGAGGAAGAAGAAGUGGAGAGAGGAGAAUAGUGAUAGGAACAAAGAUAAUGAUCUCCGCGGCCGUGUUUCCCGUCGUGCGACCAAACUCUUCGGCCCAAACCCAUCCGACCAAAAACGUAUCUGGAUGGACGAAGAAUUCAACCGUCGAAAAGUCAAACGAGAGUUCAAAACCCAAUUGAAGAAGAACGAAACACCCGGUUCCUCCUGCUGGAAUAGCAAUGAUGACUUUUGUAGCGACAAUCCAAGUCAGGUUAUGGCGGGCGUAUUGACGAAUCAAGAAGGUGCAGCGGAGAACUUGAGAAAUUGGAUCGAGAAUGGAGAGAUUGAUUAUGAGACCUGGAAUGCGGCCUGUCAGAGGCUUUGGGGCGAUCCGGGGAUGAGGGCCUAUUUGGAGAAUCUGGCGCCAGAGCAGCAGCAACAGCAGCAGCAGCAGCAACAACAACAAGAACAAGAACAUCAGCAACAGCAACAGCAGGAGCAGCAACAGAUUGAUGUCGGUCCCGUUGUUUCUGAUGUUGCCACCGUAGUUACGGAAGUUAAACCCGAAGGCGUUCUCGCUGCGGACGACGGGCUAGCAUCGAAAUUUGAUGCGGCUUUUGAUGCGAUUAUUGGAAGAGGGGCGCAGAAGGCCGUACCCGUGGCAGCGGUGCAGGAGGCUGAGAACAUGCUGGAAGAUAACUCAUUCGGUGACGUGCAGAUGGAUGAUAUGGUUGCGGCAUUGGAGAUGGAAGCUGCAACUACAAGUGAAGAAGAACAAGCUGCAGGUUCCGGAGGCUUUACAGUUGAAUAUCUGGAGCAACUUAUCGAGGCUGGUGAUAUGUCGCUUGAAGACAUUGCAGCUCUGGAAGCGGCUUUAAGAGAUGAAGAGGAGGAGCAGGCUGGAGAACUCGAAGAUUCGCCGGGUGAUGAGACUAUUGUCGGAGUGGUGGGUGAAGAUGGAUUGCCGAUUUCUUCAGAGGCGGUGGAGGCGGUAACGGAUGUGAUGGGCGAUGAUGGGAUGAGAGAGUUGGAUUUGGCGCUACAGGAGCUACAUUCGGACCAAACGGACAUUUCGGAUCUACAUCAGCAUUUGGAGAUUAUGUCGCCCAAUACGAGGGAUCAAUUUCUCGCAACGAUUAUGGGACACGAUGGUGCGGCGGGAAUUGAUGAAAUGGUCUUGGAUGCGGCAGUUUUGGAUGGCAUCGCGCAAGAAGUCGGGAUCCCGGGACUUGAGGAUGAAGAAAUGGGUAAUGGUGGGGAUGAUACCGUUGUCCUUGAUGCCAGUGGUGAUGCCGAAGGUGGUGAGGGCGACGAGGGCGAUGAGGGCGCUGAUGGUACGGAGGGUGCAGAAGGUGCAGAAGGGGAUGUGGCAGCUAGUUUCUCGGAGUUUUUGGAAGGGGCGGGGAUCAAACUCGACGACUUGAACGAGGAUCAGCUUCAAAGGUUUAUCAAUGCAGUCGAUGGUAUUGGGGAUAUCGAGGAGACAUUGGCGGAAAUUUUGGCGGAGAUACAAGCUACGCAGGGAAGCCAUGAGGGACUACCAGAAACCGAUUUACCGAAUCAACUAGAGCAACAGCAAUUGCUGCCACCACCCCAUGAGCAUGAACAACAGUACCAACAGCCAGAAGGACAAGUAAUCCCAUUGACCCAAGACGACAGCAUGAUGGAUAUGACGGCGGGGGCAAGUGGUGAGGAUGAUGAGAUGUACGGAGACGGGGAAGACUAUGACGACGACGAGGAUCUGGAUCUUACGCCUGACAUCAUGAGAAUUAUAUUACAAUCGUCUGGGUUGGGAUUACACGACUCAUCAGGCCUUCCCGGAACGGACCAGACGCUUCAACCAUCUUCUUCUUCAUCAUCUGCCGCGACAUCUACGGGACAGUUACAGUUACCUCACCAAAUUCCAAAACCUUCGCAUCAGAGAGUUUCUACAGCGACUACUGCUGUUGGUCAAGCCAGACCGUCAAGCUAUGCGUAUAGCCCUGCGAGGUAUUCGUAUAGUGGGUAUACAGCUACUCCCGGUGGAUAUGGGUAUCAGAAACGACCGGAGGUACAGGUUUUACCGCCGGGAUAUAGUGCUUACUCCCGUCCUCCUCCCGCACCUCCGGUUCAAGAGAGGAUUAUCGACUUUGGACAUUUGAUUAAGCCGUUGAGCUAUAAGCCCAAGAAGGCUGAGGUGAAGGAGGAGGAUAAGGACGGGGCUGCUGCUAGUGAGAAUGCUAAUGCUGCCGGCGUCAAUGGCAGUAACGACAGCGGGGAUAAAAAGAAGAACGGGUGGGCGGAAAUCUUCAAGUUUGAGAUCCCGAUUCCUAGCUUUUUGGGUAGAGGUGGGAGAAGACCUAGUGAGCAGGAGAGGAUGGAAGAGGAGAGAAAUGUCAGGGCUAUGGGUUAUCCGCCGAUGGCGUCGGAGUUGAAGAUGUUGAUUUCUUCUUCUUCAUAA